This is a messenger RNA of Mytilus trossulus (common blue mussel), 1149 nucleotides long. RefSeq lists its product as uncharacterized. The transcript has a single exon. The record is from RefSeq and is a predicted model, not a curated record. Bases 1 to 1149 code for a protein of 382 amino acids. Lineage: Eukaryota; Metazoa; Mollusca; Bivalvia; Mytilida; Mytilidae.
AUGGAGAUUGUUAAGAAGAGAAACCUAUGUUUCAAUUGUUUAGGUAACCAUAGAAUAUCAGAAUGUAGGUCGAAAAACACAUGCCGUAAAUGUCAACGUAAGCACCACACUAGUUUAUGCAAUGAAACUUCAGUUCAAAAAUCACAGAUUCAGAAUGUUACAAGUAAUAAAGAAAACAGCACGCCAAUCAUGCAUACAUCUGCUAAACAGGAAAACUCGACCGUCUUUUUGAAAACAGCAAUAGCUCCCAUAUGGUCACAAAAUCAUUGCGCCGACGCUCACAUCCUUUUCGACGAAGGAGCGCAACGAUCAUUUAUGACGCAGGAAAUAGCCGACAAGUUGAACGUCAAGCCAGACGGAAAGGAAACUCUCAACAUAUCCGCCUUCGGAAAUUCUGACAAGAACGUUCGUCACAUGAAUAAAGCCACAGUGUAUUUAGAAGCAGACUCAGGAGAGAAAAUAUCUUUACAGGUAUUGAUUGUACCCGCCAUAGCGGCACCUAUUCAGAAUAACCGCAGGUACAUUUCGCAGCAACUACAUUAUUUUAAAGGACUAAAACUAGUCCACCCGUUAUCAGAGGAUAAUAGCUUUGAUAUUUCUUUACUCAUUGGAGCAGACCACUACUGGGAUGUAAUCAAGGAUGAUAUCGUUCGAGGCGACGGACCGACAGCGAUGAACUCCAAAAUAGGAUAUUUGUUAUCUGGACCACUCACACGUACAAGAGGACAACGUAAUUCACAUAUGAUGCACAUAUUAUCUAGUCACACAAAAGAGGACUAUGAUAAUGAGAGAUUUCGGAAAUUGGAGUCCCUUCGUAUACAAGAAAACGACAAACUAAACACAGAGAAACAGAACAUCAAGGAAUUUUCAUCAACAUCGAUAGCAUAUGAGGAUGGAAAGUACGUUGCUCAACUUCCAUGGAUUGAAGAAUGUCCUGAAUUACCGACAAACGAGAUGAUUGCAAGAGCAAGGACCCAUAGAGUAGUUAACCGCUUAAACCAGGAAUCAAACUUAUUCAAAAGAUAUCAUGGAUACAUAAUUUUCAUCGAAAAGGCAAAAGAGAAGGAGGACGAGCCACAGCGCAUACACUUCAUACCUCAUCAUCCCGUUAAAAACAAAAUUCUACCCACUAGAGAUAAAUUCAAAUGA